CAUUUAAUUCUAAUAUCUGAAGACAGAAGAUAUUGGGUUUCGAAUCCCAAAUGGAUGGGAAUUGUCUUAAUAUGUUGACAAAGUCGACAGCCCAUGCAGUGCUGUAGCUAAUGGGGGCAAACUAGCAUAAAUGCCUCACUGACUAACCUAACGUUACAUUCCCGUUUCCUCCAGUUCUUCUAUGGGCGUUUAGUGCACCAACUCCUUUUCUUGGAUUAUCCACCAUAGCUGAUGACUUCUGGAUGUGUUCCCUACGCUUUUGCCAUCUUAUGACACCCUCCACCAAGGACACGCUGACAUAAACUUUGUUUUUCUAUCUGCAAGUUGACGUCCAGGCUUUUUUUGGGAUCCUAUCCUCCAUGUUUGGGACUCACAGAGGGGAUCUACCUUGGUAAAAUGCUAGUUGGAUAAGAGCUGAAGGAAAGAAGUAAGAAACAGAAGCCCAAUGAGCGGCUUACAGUCCACGAUACCUGACAGGUUUACAAAAAAACCACCCAGGACAGAAAGCAUUCUUUCACACCCUCCAGGCAAGAAGCCCUGGAUUGACAAGCUCUCAGCACCUUCUUCGCAUGACUUUGACCCCACAGAUCUGCAGAGUGUUGAGAGAAGGCCCGAAUCGUGUGGGCUGGUUCAGCGGUGUGUGAUCAUCCAAAAAGAUGAGAAUGGCUUUGGGCUGACAGUGAGCGGAGAUAACCCCGUGUUCGUCCAGCUCGUUAAAGAAGAUGGAGCUGCGAUGCGAGCUGGUGUUCAGACGGGUGAUAGAAUAAUCAAGGUCAACGGGACAUUAGUAACACAUUCGAAUCAUGUAGAAGUCGUAAAGUUAAUAAAAUCGGGCUCCUAUGUAGCUCUAACAGUUUUAGGACGACCGCCAGGGCUGCCUCAGAUCCCCCUCUCAGAGGAGGAUGGAGACAGAGGCCCCUUCUCCUCGCUUAGCUCUCCUCAUUCCCCUUGUCCCACGGCAACCGAGCGCUCUUCGUCCUCCUCCACCACCUCCCCCUCCGACCGCAUCACCUCCCCAUCGCCUGGAUGUGCUAUGAAGGAGGAGCACAGCAGGAAUCCUAAACUACUGAAGGACAACCAGGAAGCUCAGAAACACAUUCCACUGCUGCCCGGCCAACCCAGUAAAGCUGGACAGGAUGGUCCACUCUUUCCGAAGCCCGGAGAAGACGUGGAGGAGGGGGGAGGGUUAGGAGAUCCUGACUCGUCUCUGACCUGGCAGUCUGACUCCUCCACAGAGACCGCCUGGAACACAACAACACCGGUCACACCGAAUCUCGUCCCAGAGAGCCCGUACCAAAGAGAGACGCCAUGCCACAGCCCAAAGACGACAGCUCGGGGAAGUUUCAACUCGUGUCCUUCUCCCGAUGCCGAGGACCCAGCUGACUUGGACUCCAACUCCCAGUGCAGUGUGGGUAGCCCGUCGUCUCGCCAGCCACCACCGAUCAUCGGUGCCGAGGACGAUGACUUUGACAGCGAACAGGAGCCGAUGAAUGGUCAGUGUAGCUGUUUUCAGACCAUAGAGCUACUGAAGUCUCGACCAGCUCAUCUUUCAGUCUUCCUGCAUCAUGUGGUCUCUCAGUUUGAACCUGCGCCUCUGCUGUGCUACCUCCAUACCGAGCUCUACAAGCAGAGCAACUCCAAAGAUACACGGCGGAUAUUCAGCGAACUUCACACCUUCUUCAUGGACCGAUCAGCGCAUCUGAAAGUAGUGGUGCCUGAUGCCAUCUCGGCUGAUCUGGAUCGAAGGAAGCCUGAUUUAAUUCCUGAAGAGGUUCAAAGACAGUAUGCACAUCAGCUCCAAGAUACACUAGUUCCUGACAUCCACAAACACCUGGAGGACUUUAGGCAAAAGCGCAGUAUGGGUCUGACUCUGGCCGAAGCCGACCUGAUCCGGCUCGAUGCCGAGCGCCUGCGAGAUCGAGUGGCUCCGGAAAAAGAGCGCCUGUGUGCAGAACAGAUCAUCUGCAAGAUCGAAGAAGUCUUGUUGAAGUCACUAGAUACAGAAGAUGAUAAGUGCACCACCAUCCAUUUUGUCAUCAGCUCCUAUAUGAAGUACCUGGGGGUGAAGGUGAAACCGAAUCAAACCAAACCCAAGCUCAAGAACUUCCUACCCAAGAUCAAGAUCCCAAAUAAGACUGUAAAACAGGAGAAGGACGCCGGGGCGGAGGAGAAGCUGAAGAAGCAUCGCUUCAACAUCAUCCGUGGCUCACACAAACGGCCGGGCAGAACUGAUUCCUUUGCAAUCACCAAGCCUUGGGAGCAGAAUACACCGAGGACGCAGAAGCAGUCGUCGCAGGGCGCUCUUGGUUCAUCUGAUCCCGCCGAAACGUCUGCAUCAGGCCGGACACGAGGCAGCCAGUCCGGCGACGGGCCAGACGGCGGCGUGACCCUGUUUAGUCCCCCUCCUAUGAGUGCUCCUCCGUUACAGAGCUUUGACGGCACAGCCAGAGAGCCCGAGUCCGGUGCUGCUCCCUCUGCAUUUCCCCGACCCGUAGAGGCCGGUACUCCGGGCGAAGGACAGGACUCAUCUUCCUCAGGAUUGCACUUCGACUUCAGCCCGAACAAUCUGGACCAACUUCAGGAGGAGGAGUCUGAAAUGGACAGGAAUCCUGACGGAGGGACACCGCGGACAGGUAGGAGGAUGGAACCUCUGAGUUCAGGAGAGGUGCAGAGCGAGGACGAUCAGGCCUUCGAGGUGGAUUCGGAGCAAGACCCUCCUCACUGGCAGACGCUGGUGAGCACAAACGUUCUGGCGCUGCUCCCUCCUCAUGAGAUCAAGAGGCAGGAGGUUAUCAAUGAGUUGUUUUACACUGAGCGCGCUCACCUGCGCAUGCUCAAGGUGCUGGAUAACGUUUUCUACCAGAGGAUGACCAGAGAGGCCAUUCUACCCCACACAGACAUUAAAACUAUCUUCACUAACCUGGAGGAGAUCGUCCAGCUGCACGUAUCUAUAACCGAGCAGAUGGCAAAUAUUCGGAAGAAGAACGAUACAGCAGUGAUAGACCUCGUAGGAGAUGAUUUGUUGUCCUGGUUCAGCGGAACAGAAGAGGAAAAGAUCAAGCGGGCUGUCGGAACAUUCUGCAGUAACCAGCCCUUCGCUCUGGAGCUGAUGAAGAGCCGGCAGAAAAAGGACCAGCGCUUCGCUUCCUUCGUGCAGGAGGCGGAGAGUAACCGGCAGUGUCGAAGGCUCCAGCUAAAGGACAUCAUUCCUGUAGAGAUGCAGAGACUCACCAAAUACCCACUCCUGCUCGAAAACAUUGCCAAAUACACCGAGGACACCGAGGAGAAGAGCAAAGUGAAACGAGCCGGCGAGUGCUGCAAGAAGAUCCUCAAUCACGUCAACCAGGAGGUGAAAGAGGCCGAGAACAAACAGAGAUUGGAGGACUACCAGAGAAGGCUAGAUCUCUCCUCAUUAAAGAUGAGUGAUUACCCCAUGAUCGCUGAGUUUAAGAACCUCGACUUGACCAAAAGGAAAAUGGUGCAUGAGGGACCACUGUCGUGGAAAGUAAACAAAGACAAAACGAUCGAGCUGUACACACUACUGCUGGAGGACAUUUUGGUGCUGCUGCAGAAGCAGGACGAGAAGCUGAUCCUAAAGUGCCACAGUAAAAACCUGGCCGGCACCGCCGAGACCAAACACAUCUUCAGUCCUAUCAUCAACCUCAGCACCGUGAUGGUGCGCUCUGUAGCCACAGACAACAGGUCAUUCUUCGUGCUGUCCAUGUCUGACGACGGAGCGCAGAUCUAUGAGCUGAUGGCCCAGACCAAGUCUGAGCAGAAAACGUGGCAGGAUCUCAUCACGCGGAGAGCAGACUGUAUGAAGAGCAAGCCGCUGAAUAUCCUCUCCUUACCUCAAACCGAUGGAGAGCAGGAAGCCGUCGAGAUGAUUAACUCAGCCAUGCCGAAAAUAAGCAAAGAUCCAGAUCGCAUUUCUACUGGAAGCGUCCAGUCACCAGAACGAGAUGUUGCCUCGUGUUCCGAGAUCAUGCAGAGCCCCACAGCUGGAUCCAACCCGUUCGAGAGCAAGUCCGACGACGAAGGCGAGGGAGGGAGUGAAGGAGAGGACCAGGACGAGCGCUCGCUGCAGGCUCAGGAUGAAGAGGAGGAGGCCUUCAUUAACCCCAUUUUGGCAGACAGACUUCCAUUCCUGAAGCAGCGCUCGAGGCACGCGAUCGCUGUAGAGGAGAGCGACUCGGACACUUUCCGCCUCCCUCCUUUAAUAGCCGAUGAAGCUCUUCGGACCUUGACCGUUUUAAAACAGCUCCUGAUCAAUCACAUGGACGGUCAGGUGGACAGGGACCAAGAAAGAGAGGAGGGACGGAUGCACGAGCUAAAGACAGACUCUAGUCAGGGCUUGGAAAACAGCGCCGCCCCCGAUGGCUCGGUGGAGAACGGUGCUGAGCAGAAACCGCAUGAGCUGGCGUCUGGUGAUGCAGACUUCUACGAGACUUCAGAGGAAUUUGAGAACAGAUACAUGCUGCUGGAGGGCUGCGCUGGUUCAGGAGAGAGCAGCACCGACGACGACGGGCAGGGUGUCGGCAUCGAGCCGUCGGGAGACUCGGGCAUCGACCUGAAAAAGCUCCUCUCCUCCUCUUCCUCUGACAGCAAAGGACCAAACCUGAGCAGACAGGUGAUGACCCACGUACGCCUGCUACAAGCCAACCUGCAGCACCUGAAGGAUGUAGAGAUGAAAUAUAACCAACUAUGCCAAAGGCAAAGUGCACAAGCAUCUACUAAACCAGAGGAAAACAACGGUCAGAGCUAGUGCUGCUGCAGGAGCGCUGGGGUUUCAUGAUGCAAAUAAUAGAGAUCGAAGGGAGUUUGUGCUCCUCCAUACACACCACUCUUAAUAAACAGCUGCCUCUCGGGGGCUGUGACUGAGCACUGCCGAAAAAAGCCCACAUGAAGCCAUUCCAUCGGAGCUGGAUUAAUCGGCCCUUUUCCUGUGCACGCAUCAUCAUAACAUAAAUCCUUCAUGAGUCAACACCGCCCGGGUAGAAGGGAAAGGACGAGCGAUCGACGGCAGGACGACACAGAGGAUCGACCGCAGCCUGGUCGCUCGUCGUGUACAAAAAUAACAAUGAUAAAUUUUGGUUUGGAUGCAGGCUGCCUGGAUUGAGUUUUUACAUAGGCAAUGAGUGACAAGCUGAUGUUUUAGAGUAUAAGCUUGUUUUCUAGGCCUUAGAAUAAUCCACUGCAUGAAAUGUCUGUCCUUCAUAAGGACUGAUAGCAGUCUGACGGAUUGCUCCGUGUCUGUAUGGAUAUGAAUGUUGUGUAAGCAUGUCGUCAGCACUGCCGCUCACGCCAGCGUCAAAACUCGACCACUAAUCUUUAAGUUAUUCAUUUGAUUAACCGCAUCAUUAAAGGAAUACUCCACGUUUUUUUCAACACAAUUUCUAUCUAAUGCAUAUGUAUUACGGGGUUACAGCAGAAAAGAGCUCACAAUUUCCCUGAUUCACUUCGAAUUGAGGUCUAGGGACAGUUAAUGAACAUUUAUACAAAGUUGUUUUGGUAAAAACCCUUUAAUAAACGGAAGUACUUGGAACAAAAAUAUCCGGACACCUGCUGGUGCUGCAAAAGCGACCUCUGCUGGCUGGUGCUGAAUAAUUCACAAGGAACCGGGUUUGAAUCUUAGCAGUUCUAUCAACCAGGCGGGUGUCUACACAGACAUGAUUGGGUAUGUCUAAGGAUGGGGGAUGGGCCAAAGCCCUGUAAUGGAUCAGCGCCCUGCUCAGGGUGUUUCAAUGCAAUCUGUUCUUAAUUUGCAUCCUUUCUUAUAGUGGACAGCACAGCAUGUAGCUCCGUUAUUCACUUUGACAUCCUGUACAGAGAUUUCUUGUAAUCCUGGAGUGCAGCCUGCAGCGAAUCUUUGCUGUUUUUAAAAAGAAGUAAUAUUUUAUUUUAGCGCUGCGUUCUCCACGUCCUUGUCCUUUACAAGUUAUUCUCUGGCUGCAUCCCAAACCACAUCCCACUCUUAAAAUCUAUUUAUUAAGCAUACUAUGUAAUACAGUAGUGUGGGAUUUGGAACACAGCAGCUUUAACGCUGUUGUAACUUUAAGCUCAGUCUUCGGAAGGUAUAGACAAUUCAGACUGAGUUUCUUUCCGUUCCUUUCACCUAUAAGCCAAAAUCACCCACCAGAUUCUCCAGAUAUUGUCAGAUAAAAAAUCAGGCCCUGAGAUUACACAGCUACAUACAUUUUCAUUAUUGUUAUAGUUUACCAUCUGUUGCUUUUAAUUUACAUUAUUUAUUGACAAGUACUCUUAGAGGUACAAAAGAAUUUGUUUAUCUGGUGAUCCAGCAGUGCUAUUGGCCAGUUGGGUGUUAGAUGUGAUUGGUUGUGUCUUGGGGGGGUGUUAAUAUACAUAAAGAGAGAGUGAGUCCGUCAGUGGUAAUACAUACUAUAUGCUCUGUAGACAGAGAUUAGAUUGGAAAAAAAAAACACUGGAAUAUUCCUUUAAAGAGUGGCUGUUCAUUUUCACACAUUUUAUCAUUCAGGUUCCUUCCUAAAAUGGCUAAAAGUGCUUUGGUUGUUUGUUUAAAGAGUAGAAUGUGUUUUUUUCUAUGCCAUUCAUAUCGGUGGGUAAAAACGGAGGAUGAGUUUAUAUUACUGCUGUUACUGGGUGUAGGGAAAACCGAAGUCUCUUGUUACCGAAUGCAGAAAAUCUGCAUCUUACCUUCAGUUUAAACUCCUCACGAAAGGAAGCCCUCGCUUUCCAUGUCCUCACCUUUCUAAGACCUGGAUCUCAUGACCAAUCACUUAAAACUCUUACCACCUCGUGUGGAAUGAAGCUACUGAAGAUGACCAAGAUGAACAGAACUGUAUGAUCUUGAGGCACUAUAUCCUUCUUUUGUUUAAGAAACUCUCUCUGAAGUGUUACUGACAUGAAUUUUCUUUUUUUCCGGGAAUGUGGGAAUGAAGUUACAUGAAGAUAAAAGCUUAUUAAAAAAAAGAAUGCAAAGACUUGAUAAUAGACCCCUGAAGGUCUUUAAGUGUAAAAUUGUACAAUUCUGACCAACACUGCAUCUCUUACAGAGACCGGAUUCCUUGUUUUUGAUGUUUUCUUCUGCUUUCUACAUCAUACAAAUCAUGUAUAAUUUUAACAAAAACUACUAGGAAAAAAACAAGCAAAAAUAAAUGACUGCAAAGUAUCCAUGAAUAUUAAUGUAAUCUGUAUUUUUAUUUUGGCUAGAUGUUCAUGAGGUAUUAUAUUUUAUUAUAUUAUUAAAGAGCACUAUUAAUAAGGUUCCUUUGACUUUCUGUGGAAAUUGAUUCAUGAAUAGCUACAAUAGACUCUGUAUAGGCUGAGUUAAACAUGAAAAGAACGCUUGUACAUGUCUUCAUGUUUUAUAAGGUGGGAUUGACUUUGGGUGUGUUGGGUUUUUCACCAAAACAGCGAAGCCACAACCGAUUCAGUAUGCUGCAGAAUUAUUCAAUAAACUGGAAACACGAG
Molecule: messenger RNA, 7452 nt
Organism: Trichomycterus rosablanca
Lineage: Eukaryota; Metazoa; Chordata; Actinopteri; Siluriformes; Trichomycteridae
Gene: arhgef12b
Product: Rho guanine nucleotide exchange factor (GEF) 12b
Exons: 40
Coding region: 446-4765 (1439 amino acids)
Biological process (GO): intracellular signal transduction; G protein-coupled receptor signaling pathway
Cellular component (GO): cytoplasm
Molecular function (GO): G protein-coupled receptor binding; guanyl-nucleotide exchange factor activity
Source: RefSeq, a predicted model, not a curated record